AGAUUGUUGAUUAUUGUGGGAGGGAGGGUGUACCCGUAAUAAGAAAUUCUUCAAUGAAAAAUGAUUUCCCUCAUGUGCAAUAUCUAUCUUUCUAUCAGAAUUCAGAAUCCUUAUUAUUCCAUUUUUUUCUUUAAAUCCCUCCACCUUUUAUUUCCCUUUUCAACUAGCUAGCUAGUAGUGUACUGAAAAAUGUGUGGUCAAUACUCGUCUACACUUAUAGCAAUUAUUAUAGGCGUCUCAUUAAUUCAUAUAUAUAUAUAUAUAUACACUGCACCACUUGACCAUAAUCAACAAGACACCGUGUCUUAUUUGAACACCGCUUUAUGUUCCUGUUGUGUUCGUUCUAACAAUUUUGUGGUUUCUUAGAGCUGUAUUCUUAAAAAAUGUUAUCAGAAUUAACAGAUGAUAUAAUUCUGAAGAUUUUAUGGAAGGUUGAAGAAGACCCACGUGAUUGGGCUCGUCUUUCUUGUGUCUCCACAAAACUCAAUUCUCUAAUUCAUGAUUUCUGUUGGAAGAACAAAUCUUCUAUCAUAAUUCCUUCUGAGCUUCUUCUUUCUUCUUCCCAAGAUCUUUCUCUUCAUAAACUACCCUUCUGUUGUCCUGGUCCUCUUCAUGCUGGUAUUCUCUUCAACACCGCUGAUUUCCCAGAUGAACAACACCACCAACAACCUAUUACAUCAUCAUCAUCAUCAACAACACCUUCAUCAUCUCUUCCUCCUCAAACAAAUGAAUGUUCUUCUUAUUGGUCACUCUAUGAUGAUCUUUAUCAUGAUACACUCUACGCAGAUUCUGAAGCUCAUCAUCAUCUUCAACAGGGACAAGAACAGACCAACGAGGAAGAGAUUAGAACUGGGGUUGUUGAUGUUCCACCAGAAGCCAAGAAGAGAAAGGUUAAUGGGUCAUUGAGUUCACAUUUAGCUACAGGAAAAUGGACUCUUAGUAGAGAACAAGGAAGUAAGUUACUAGCAAGACAAUUUCGUGAUGAUUGUUUAUACGUUUGUGAUUGGCCUGGUUGUGUUCAUUUGGAAGAGAAGAGAAAGUAUAGACUUUUUCGAGGUAUUUUUAUGAAUUUCAAGAAAACACGUGUUUGGAAGACUGUGAAUGAUAUUAGUAAUCGGAAGAAGAUUGAUUUGGCUUGUGCUUUUUGUUCUUGUAAUCAUACUUGGGAUCUUCACUCUGCUUUUUGUUUGAGGAGAGGAUUUGGUUAUCAUGAUGAUGGUGAACCUGUUGUUAGAGCUUAUGUUUGUGAUAAUGGUCAUGUUUCUGGUGCUUGGACUGAUAUGCCUAUGUACGCUUGAAUCAUUCUUUCUCUUUAUUUUGUAAUUUUUAUGUUCUGUCUUUUAAUAUGGGAAGAAAUAUCUCAUACGAGAGUAGUAUUUAUUGGCAUUUGUAUUUUGUAUCUCAGCUUCUUUCACAUUUUAUUAUUAUAUUUAAGUUUGUGUGAUUUCAACAA
Messenger RNA from Medicago truncatula (barrel medic), 1453 nucleotides. RefSeq names its product phytochrome A-associated F-box protein. Gene Ontology annotation, molecular function: protein binding. The record is from RefSeq and is a predicted model, not a curated record. The transcript has a single exon. The coding region runs from base 384 to 1298 and encodes 304 amino acids. Lineage: Eukaryota; Viridiplantae; Streptophyta; Magnoliopsida; Fabales; Fabaceae.